AUGAUCCAAGCCAGCCGCUCGUACUUGGCUUCCGGCAGCUGUCCUAAAUGCCCAGCACUAUCUCUCGGUGCUGCUCACCUGAGGCCAAUUGCCUGCCUAACUCUUGAUUCUGUUCAACGUACUGUGCAACUCGAAUGGCGUGUUAGAAGAGCUUGCGAGGUGGGGACACACCUUCCACCGGAGGCUCUCGCAAGAAGGUCACGAGUGCAAGCAUCCUCCUUAGACGCUAUCAUCCUUCCAUGCUCGGUUCGAGUGUCUGGCUGCCUCCAUGUACCGGCAGAUAAGCGCGAUGAAACAGACAAUGGUGUCUUGAGUCUGUCAUCGGAUAUCGGGAGAGAUAGAGCAUACCAGGAGAGAGAUCGACCACAAAAGAGAGCUUCACAUGACCGGCCAUAUCCUCGCCGAGCGGUAGCACUUCCACGAAGCAGGCCAGCUCGUAGCGCCGCAUGCGCUGCACGAGACGAAGAGUGCGACGUAUUCCAAAAGCAAUGUGUCAAGGGUGUUGCGAUGUCUGCUUGCGGGUGCCCGGGCAUCUAUACAGACUCGCGCAAAUCUUGCCGUUGUAUUCAACCAGAGCCACUGGAGCUCAAAAUCAUUUUUGGUGUAGACUCCGCGGCUUGA
Messenger RNA from Macroventuria anomochaeta, 621 nucleotides. RefSeq lists its product as uncharacterized. Bases 1 to 621 code for a protein of 206 amino acids. The transcript is spliced from 3 exons. NCBI's taxonomy places the organism in Eukaryota, Fungi, Ascomycota, Dothideomycetes, Pleosporales, Didymellaceae. The record is from RefSeq and is a predicted model, not a curated record.